AUGCCCCGCCGUAGCGGUGCUUCUACGCAGUCAGACGACACCGCAACCACGACAACCCUGCCGGUGAAGGUCCAGUGGCCGUCGACAUUCACAGAUGGCUUGCCUCUACCAAAAAUAGUCGUAUUCGACCUCGACUACACUUUAUGGCCAUUCUGGGUAGAUACGCACGUCUCAGGGCCUCUGAAGGCGACAGAGGGUGGGCUGAAGGUGAAGGACCGUUUUGGAGAGGCCUAUGGCUUCUAUAACGACGUAGGCGGGGUGUUGGAAGCUCUCAAGGCCAAGAAUAUUCUGAUUGGCGCUGCCUCGCGCACGCACGCACCUGACCUCGGCCGCGAAAUGCUGAAGCUCCUCAAGAUCCCCAGCUCAUCUGGUUCCUCGACCCGCGCAUUAGACUAUUUCGAUCAUCUGCAAAUAUACCCCGGCAACAAGACAACACAUUUCGAACGCAUACACAGGGACAGUGGGAUAGAGUACGACGAGAUGCUGUUCUUCGACGAUGAAAGUAGGAAUAAGAAUGUGGAAGUGCUGGGUGUGACAAUGAAGCUCGUGCCACGUGGUGUGACAAGAGACGUUAUAGACGAGGGUGUCAGAGGGUGGAGGAAGAGACACGGGCGAGAGCACGCCUAG
This is a messenger RNA of Boeremia exigua, 627 nucleotides long. RefSeq names its product magnesium-dependent phosphatase-1. The transcript is spliced from 2 exons. The coding region runs from base 1 to 627 and encodes 208 amino acids. The record is from RefSeq and is a predicted model, not a curated record. NCBI's taxonomy places the organism in Eukaryota, Fungi, Ascomycota, Dothideomycetes, Pleosporales, Didymellaceae. Gene Ontology annotation, molecular function: acid phosphatase activity.